Molecule: messenger RNA, 1779 nt
Organism: Echinococcus granulosus
Lineage: Eukaryota; Metazoa; Platyhelminthes; Cestoda; Cyclophyllidea; Taeniidae
Exons: 1
Coding region: 1-1779 (592 amino acids)
Source: RefSeq, a predicted model, not a curated record
AUGGAAAAAUAUGACACUGACAUCCCUCUAGGCUGCAAAGUUAGAAGUGGACCAUCAAAAAUUGACAAUUUCUCUCCCAGUAGUAACAUUUUUAAGCUGUGUGGGUUUGACAACUCCUUUCCGGAAAAUGAAGAGUCUGUGGAAAUAAAUCUCAAUGAAUCUGGGGAGAAUUCUCUUUCAGACACAGCUCUUCUAAUGGGAUGUUCACCGAAUUUUAACAACGAAACAGAUGGAAAUUAUGGCUUGACAUCUAGUAGUAUCAUGGAGGCGAGCGAACGCAAUGUCAACAUAGAUUAUCAUGGCUGUGAUGUUGAUAAUACAUCGCCACCCCGUAUGGUUGCGUCUCCAGAAGAGGGCUAUCUCGAAGGCGCUCAGUCAAAUAAUGUAAGUGAGGUAACAAGUUGUUCUUGUAAAUCUCGUCACCAAGGCAGGUUGCCAGAAUGCAAAGAUUCCCCCCAAAGUGUCAAAUGGACCAAUUUAUGCGAUCGUGUGCCUCGAAAGCCUCGCAUUAUUUCCAAAAGAACCCUUCAAAUUUCCAUGGAACCUGAGAAACGUUGGAGUGACUGUCAGGACUCCGUGCUGAGAAUUCAUGAAUCGUCAGAUUCUUAUUCCAGCUCCUUUUAUGAGAACCGUUCACCAGGUCCAUAUGCUGACGCCUUCAAUGACGACGAAUGUUCAGAAGACUAUUGCUCAUCAGUUCCUCCUUCAAGCCCAAUCCAGCCUUCUAGAUAUUCUGUCAGCUCAACUAAUAAGUCAUGCUCUUCGUGCAGAUACCUGGUGAAGAGAAAAGGUUCGGGGAAGUCCCAACAGGAACCCCUACUAAUCAAAGUUGGUGACUGUGAUGGAAAUUUAAAGGUUAACUUCGAACUUCCACCUCCUUCUAGCUCUCGUCACAAAAGACGUUUCGACGAAGGAAUUUUGUGUCGCGAUAAAGGCAACCCCGGCACAACACGCGAACUGGAGAGUUCUUGCGGCGACAGCGGAUUCGAGAUUAUUCUGCGCCAAAAGGAGGGAAAUCAAGUUCGACUUAAGGACGAUUCCAAAAAUUGUUUCACAGGAGCGAGUAACUCAGAGUGCCAGGUGAUUACGCGAACCAAGUCUUGCACCGAUGACUUCACUUUCUGCUGCCGACCCUGUAAGGGAAGAGCUGGCACCAAGUUGGGCCGAGGGGAGCCGUGUUAUCGACGAUACUCAUGCUCUACACUAGGUGGGGGCGUGAGUACUUCGAAUGCAUGGUUUGGUAACACCUAUACCCCAAUAUUGCGAGACAAUUGUGUUCAGACGUUUUCUGAACUGGAUAAACGCCACCAAUGGGUACAAUGCGUUGAAUUGUCAUGCCAAUCAACCGAUCAGUGUUGUCAAACUCCAGUCUCCACUUGCAGCGUGGAAUUUGAGUGUCAGCCACAGGUGAAGCAGAAUCCUUGCAAGGGAUGCAGGCCAUGCUCAAUCUGUUUCAUUCCACGCAACUGUUCCGCGGCUAUUCCUCGAUGGAGGUCCACCGUUGCUCAAAAGGGAUCCCCCUGUUGUGAUGAUGAUGCCUGUUCCACGGAGUCCAUCUAUAUUGUGCCUGAAAAAAAACCCAGUAAUGAUGGAGUGAGUAGCCAUUGUGGAUGUGCGCUUAAUCAUUGUGAAGUAGAUGUUGAAUUUGAUCCAGAGGUGACACCAAUCCUACCUGAGGACACAGACACAUCGACAAUCUCCUCGAGUAUAAUGAGACUUGGUUUAGCUGCGGCAAGUUCUCCAAGAUACAUCACACGAGAGGUACUGAUGAAAAAAUGA